This is a messenger RNA of Bursaphelenchus okinawaensis, 5372 nucleotides long. The record is from the annotation of a GenBank genome assembly. Lineage: Eukaryota; Metazoa; Nematoda; Chromadorea; Rhabditida; Aphelenchoididae.
AUGGGUCGCUUUGGGGACCAAUCCCUGGAGGCGGUCUACAAAGAGUACCAGCUUGGCCAGAACGUCUCACUUAUGGUAUAUGGCCUCUGUGUAUUCACCACAACUUUGAUAUUGGUGGCCUUGAGUCAUUUGCUACGGACUGAUUGGGUCCUUCUACUGGCUACAACUUCAGCAUCAUUUGCUUUGGCUUUGAACAUUAUUCUGAACAUCCGCUCCAAGAAACAUUACAAUGGGAUUCUGAAGCUGAUAGGGAUAUGGCUGUGUGCUUCCACCUUGUUCACUCUGAUAUCUGGAGGUCAGAAUGGACUGAUACCUGUUGUUAUCACUUGUUUUACGCUGUAUACUAUAUUUUCCUUCAACAUCAUUUGGACCGUGUUCAUUUGUGUAUCUCUAUGUGCUAUUCAGACUGUGGUAUUCAUGCUGCACCCGGUGUUACCGUUCUCCGUGGAUCAAGUAAGUUGAUUGUGACAUUUUUAGCUUUUGAUUUAAAUUCAGCUAAAGAUGACAAUAUUUUUUGUUAAAAAAUGUGGCAAAAACGCUUUAACAGAAACCCUUAGGCUGACUUUCGAAAAGUUAAUUGUGAGAUUGUUUAAAGUUCAAUUUAACGUUGCCAACUGACCUCUAUUAAUCUUUUUGUCGUCGGAGAGAACAAAGAAACUUAUAUCAAGAUGAGGAGCAUGACUCACAGCAAUAGGCCCUGUAGCCUUACAAUCACUAAUGUAACUUUAAAAAUGUUUGCAGCUACUGGCUACAAUCAUCGUGCACUUCUGGAACAACUUUGUGGGUAUCUACUUGUACUUGAUGAGGAACAGACUGAGCCGUGCCAUGUUCCUCAACUCUCGUAAUGUUCUAAUGUCACAUAUGGAAGCACUGAAACAGCAAGCGAUUCUGGAGACAUUGUUGUCUUCAGUAUGCCCUAAGGCUCAAUUACAAGAUGGCCUUAAAUACUUGUACGAAAACAUGGGAACGAUGGCCUCGUUGAAUGUGACGAGCUACAGACAGUCGGGGUAAGAUAUGUUUUGUAUUGCCAUUUUACUGUUUUUGUAAUUUAAUUUUUGUUUUUAUAGUGAUUUGAAGUCAGGUAUCUAUAAUAACUAAUGUUUUUAAAAUUCACCAUUUAUGUUCUAGAGUACUGUACGCUCAAUUCGAAGGUUUGGAGGAGCUUCUGUCGCAAAUCAGCCUUCAGGAUUCUGGAAGGUUGCUUUCAGAGUUUGACCAUCGUAUCUCCCUAAUAGCCCAGGUAUGUUAUUAUCCUUUACUUUGUUGAUGUGUCUUUACCGUUUAUGUUUCUCAUAUUACUUUUAUUACCUCUAAUGUUAUGUUUCAGAAAUACGAUCUCAUCAAAGUGGCGUCAUCGGACAUCGUAUUAGUAGCCAUUAAAUCCGACAGUGACAUAACUCCAGAAGAAAGAGUCUGUCAAGCUGCGUUGGAUUUGCAUCUCAUGAUACGGUAAUUUUAUUUUACGACAUAUUAGAAUCAUCAUAAUAUCAUUUUACAAUAUUUUGUCCAGUACGUUUUGAUUUAACUAUAUGACGUCAUAACUUUAAUUUAAUAAAACUGUAACUUUACUUUCUCUAUAUACAAACGUCAGAAUACGUUCCCACUUGUGACAUCAUUAACUAUUACCGUGCAUACCUUACUCUGCUAUUUCAGCGGCUUCUGUGAAGCCAGUUCAUCAGAAAUUAAAGUGAAGAUAGGCUUAGCCUGCGGCGCCGUGUCAAGUGCCUUCUUGGGAGCCAGCAAGUGGCAUCUGGACGUAACAGGACCAGCCAUCGAUGACGCUACACAGCUGUCACGGAUGGCUACAAUGGGCACGAUCCUUGUAGCCACGGGCAUGAAGCCGACCGUAGAACAAAGCUACAACUUUGAACAGAUAGAGUUACAGAAAUACAUCUACUGGCGUCUCGUAUCGUCGAAGAACGGCCUCAGCACCCAGGCCAGCAUCCUGUUCCCGAAUCAGCGUAGAAUGUCACUGACUACACUGCCUCAGGCCAUGAACAGGCUUCUGAAUGUGUGUGCAUCACAAAACAAUGCCAAUACUGACAAUGCCGUCACCUUGAAUGGCAGACGAAGGAAGAAGGUGGUAGAUUCUCUGAACGAUCAGCUGAUUCUGGACGAUUCAGAAUCCUCAAAGUGGAUGAAUAUGCUCACGAUGCGCUUCAAGGAGAAGAACAUCGAGAAGGCGUACCACUUCGAGAUGGACAGAUGGUUUAUCCCUGCCCUAGCCAUCUGCAUAUUAUUCUUGGUGGUGUACGGUAUGUACCAGAUUCUGGUGAUGCCGAGGCUGAUCAUCACGUUGGGGAUGGUGGUCAUCACUCUCGUCGUCAUCUUCACCAUCUUGUUGUUGCUAUAUGUCAGUUACUUUGAGAACUUUUCCCACUUUGUUACCCAAACAUAUACCGGUCACAACAUUACGAUCGUUUUCAUCUUGGUUUUGUUAUACGUGUGUGGCAUGGUGAAUAUCUUUUCGUGUCCAACAGAAGGUCACCCUUCUUCAACAUGUCAUGUAGUCUACUAUCCAGCUGUUUCGUUGGUGUUAUGGAUGAUCACAGCCCCGACUUUCAUUAGAUUUGGGUCGUUGUACAUGUUGUUUUUACUGAGUAUUGGCAUCGGAGUGUUCUGUAUCCACAUUUUCUACACUCAAGCCUACCUCUACGUUGCGUUCGGUGCUUUCAUGGGGUAAGUUUUUAUUAUUUUUUUAGUUUUAUAUUCUUAUAUUUAAAUAGUUUUAAAAGCUUGUUCCUUUCUUUUAGUAUGCUUUAUAAUAUCAAAUGAGACGUCUUGGGUAUAAAGUAAAAGAGACCACUAUAACAUUGAAACUUUGCAGAUGGCCCAUUCAAACGGAUAUUCUGCUGAGUUUGUUCACUUUGGCCUUUCUGAUUUAUCUCCAGAGUAGACGCAACGAGAAACUGGUUCGGACAGACUUCAUCUCCCAUCUCAAGGUAAUUAACACUUAAUUGUGUCGUUAUCCUCAAGUUUAUCAUUUUAUUAUCUUAAAACUGUUUAUUGGUAUUUAAAAUGGUUGAUGAUAGCACUUUUCAUGUUAACUACAUGUUUUCAGUUCAUGGAUAAUAUGAGACGCUUCGAUCGUGUUAACGAGCUCAUCAAGACCCAGCUCAACAACCAGCUGCCUGAACACAUUGCCAACAACUACCUCAACCGAACCGACACCUACUGUCACCUCUGUCAGAGCGUGGGGAUACUGACGGUAAAGUUUGGAGAUUCUGUAGAUUGGCACGGUAUCAUUGGGCUACAGAGACUUCAGGAGCUCGUCAGAGAACUGGAUCUACUGGUCGAGAGCUUUACCGGAUUGGAGAAAGUCAGAAGCAGUGGAUCGUUGUACACGGUGGCUGUUGGAGUCUUGCCAGAAGCACAGAACAACGUGCACGAUGCUCCGUUUACGAUCGGGGAUCUACUGGCUUCGAUGACAAACUUUGCUUUCGCUGUUAAAGAGAUUGCUACUGAAGAGAAUCUCAAGUUCUCUCUAGGUAUGUUUUCACCUUUUUACAGUUUAGUUGCGAUACAAAAGCUGUGUGGUAAUGGCUGCCUUCAAAUAUAGUUCGAUUGAAUUAUUGUAGGUAUGGACUGUGGUCAAGCCUUGUCAGUAGUCAUUGGUGGUCCUCAACCUUAUUACGAAGUCGUCGGAGCACCAAAACAAAGAAGUCUGAGGCUGAUGGAGAUCGCUGAGAAGACAUUUAAUCGUAUUUUAGUGUCAGAAGAGAUAUACCUAGCCCUCCGACCAAGGAACUUCCAACUAGACGACCGUAACCCGAUUCAGAUCGUUCCCGGAUUAAUCGGCUACGGAUUCAUUGGAGAAAUGACUUCUGACGUCAACAUACCGUCAAUCCGUAGCAGAAUCAUUAACACGAACACGGAAUGCAAACCUCACCGUGACGAAGGGUCUUCGGCCGAAAGCAGUGAUGAAGAUAUGGACCAUAGCAGAGAUAAACUGAUAAACGACCGAACAGAGAGCACGACCCUGCCUACGAUGGCUACACAGUCGGUGAAGGAGAACGGUCAGUAUCCGUUGAGCUUCUUCGCCGAACACAAUCGACAGACGAACGAGAUCAAGAAGAUGGAGAACGACUUCACCUCCAUGAACUCGAGCAUCUCCUCGGAGUUGUACUCCAUUGACAUGAGUGUGGAGACGGAUUCUGACAUGGAGUGGAUCACGCCCGAGAUGAUAGUCUACGACAAGAUCAACAAGGCCAAGCCACCCAUCAGUCCGAGCCAGGCCUACAAAGGAGAAUGUGCCAAACAAUACUCGGACUUCUCAGAGAUCGAAAACUUCAGAGGAUCGUCACGUGUCUACAAGAAGAAGAAGCGAAAGUGAGUACACCUUUUGUAUUUUCCUUUUAUCCAUUUUUAAAUUAAAUUAGUUUUCAAAACUCCAAAUUUCAUAAGCAAAAUUCAAUGCAUGACAAUAAGUAUAUACCUUUCAGACAACGACACCGUAACCCCUUGUCGCGUAACGGUCCGAAACUUCCCAGCUGGCUGAGUAGCAAGUCUUCGUUCGCUUCAGAAGUCUCCUUGCCUCAGGCAGAGUAUGCUCCAGCAAUAGACAAACUAGAUUCGACCAGUAAACGGGUCGACCGGAUGCUACAAGAACUUGCCAACAUCAGCAUCCAGAAACGACCGGUCGCUCAGCCCUUCCCCACGGGUCUCUCUAACAGUUCGAAGAGUGUAAAUUCCAAAAGAGAAACGAGCAGCGCCUGUCACACCGAGUACGACAACGCUGAUUCUGAAGCCGCCUUCUCUGAUACGGAAUUCAUGGAAUCUCGAAGGUAACUUUAGAUAUAUUAAUAUGAAAAAUUGAAAAAUUCUCCAUUUGAAUAACGAUUAAGCCAAAUUGCACACCACUAAAAACCACAAAUCAAUAGUCAAACAUAAUACAAGUUACAUAGUACCCAAAAAAAAUUGUUUUCAGAAGCCUGAACAAUCCUAAAGAAGGCAGGCCUUCUCGAUUGGCCGCCCUCGCCCGUAGCCUUGGCCGACGGAAACGGCCAAUAGAUAUUGAGGACGAUGGUGACAUUGACAGCAACUGUUCGUCUCUCAGAGGAUCAACCACCUUCUACGACGGUCUUCGGUGGAAGUCUGUGCACUCCAUUGGCUACGAGAAUGAGUACGAAUUCGUGUCAGAAACCGACGUUUCCAACGCAGAUUCUAAACUCUCGGGUUUGUCAAGUAGAGAGUCGGUAGCCAGAGGGGCUGUUGGCAUUAACCUCAACUGUAAAGCGAUGGACGACGAUGAGGAUUCUGAAGACGAAGUGAUGGACGCCGAGACCGCGAAGGAAGUCCAGCAGAUCAGUCAGGACAUCCGACGCAACUUCGGGGACUUCGAGUUGUCCACCUUCUCGGAUCGAGAUGUCUGA